Archocentrus centrarchus (flier cichlid) is the source of this 1612-nucleotide messenger RNA. RefSeq names its product 4-hydroxyphenylpyruvate dioxygenase-like. The transcript is spliced from 14 exons. Gene Ontology annotation, molecular function: 4-hydroxyphenylpyruvate dioxygenase activity. Gene Ontology annotation, biological process: L-tyrosine catabolic process. The record is from RefSeq and is a predicted model, not a curated record. Bases 63 to 1244 code for a protein of 393 amino acids. Gene Ontology annotation, cellular component: endoplasmic reticulum membrane; Golgi membrane. Lineage: Eukaryota; Metazoa; Chordata; Actinopteri; Cichliformes; Cichlidae.
UAAAUUCAGGCACUCACCGCAGAUUUCAUUCAGACUCUCAGGUCACGCCAACUCCAGCAAAGAUGACAACAUACACAGACAAAGGCGAGAAGCAUGAGCUGGGCAGGUUCCUCUGCUUUGACCACAUAACGUUCUGGGUUGGAAAUGCAAAGCAGGCUGCGUCAUAUUAUUGUAACAAGCUUGGAUUUGAGCCGUUGGCUUACCAAGGUUUGGAGACGGGCAGUCGUGAAGUGGUGUCACAUGCAGUCAAACAAAGCAAGAUCAUUUAUGUGUUUUCAUCUGCCCUAAGUCCUGGAAACAAAGAGAUGGGAGAUCAUUUGGUUAAGCACGGGGAUGGAGUGAAGGACAUUGCAUUUACCGUGGAGGACUGUGACUUUCUGGUUCAGAAAGCCCGGGAGCGAGGAGCAGUCAUUAUAAAGGAGCCCUACACUGUGGAGGAUAAGUAUGGUAAAGUCAGGCUGGCUGUGCUGCAAACAUACGGUGAUACCACUCACACAUUUGUGGAAAGGACAGGAUACACUGGCUUGUUUCUCCCUGGUUUCCAUCCUCCUCUGUUCAAGGACCCCUUACUCGACAAACUCCCAAGUGGAAAUCUGGACUUCAUUGAUCACGUUGUAGGAAACCAGCCGGAUGAUGAGAUGGUUCCAGUGGUGGAAUGGUAUCAAAGGAACCUUCUCUUUCACCGCUUCUGGUCUGUGGAUGACAAGCAACUUCAGACAGAAUUCAGCGCCCUGCGCUCAAUUGUAGUAGCAAACUAUGAGGAGACUGUGAAAAUGCCCAUCAAUGAGCCUGCAAUGGGAAAAAGAAAGUCUCAAAUCCAGGAAUAUGUGGAGUACUACGGAGGUCCAGGAGUGCAGCAUAUUGCCAUGAGGACUUCAGAUAUCAUUACUGCAAUUCGUAACCUGAAGGAGCGUGGGAUGGAGUUUAUGUCUGUGCCAGAGACUUACUACAACCAGCUGAGAGAGAAGUUGAAACACUCAAAGGUCAAAAUCUCAGAGGACCUUGAUGUCCUGCAGGAACUAAAGAUCUUGGUGGAUUACGAUGACAAAGGUUACCUACUUCAAAUCUUCACCAAGCCGGUUCAGGAUCGCCCCACUGUGUUCUUGGAAGUCAUUCAGAGACACAAUCACCAGGGCUUUGGUGCAGGAAAUUUCAAGUCUCUUUUUGAGGCUAUUGAAGCAGACCAGCAUGCUAGAGGAAAUCUGACUGUUCUGACACCAAAUGGAGAUUUAAAGAAGAUGUAAACUCAGCGAUACAUUCAUUUAAGAACUCUGAAAAUGUGUUAUAACCAUAAGUUUCCUACAAAAAGAACACUAUUAAAUAUCCUGUUUAUUCCUUAGAAGUAUUAUACUGAUAACGUACUACAUUGUUUCUCUUAAGACUGUGAGAAAUACACAAAGCAUGUAUACUGAUGUUGUGUGUGUCUGUGCCCGAUGCAUAUUUUAUUACAAGUAAUUGUUCAUUUUAUGUCUCUCCCACUUUCGCAAAAAAUUACAUGAGUACAACUUCAAAUCAUAAUGCAGUGCUUCCAGUUUUUAUUAAACAUCAACAGGAAAACCAUUAUUAUUGACACAAGCUUGACUCAAGCAAAACAUCAUUUGAGCUCUCACAA